Molecule: messenger RNA, 1026 nt
Organism: Penicillium pulvis
Lineage: Eukaryota; Fungi; Ascomycota; Eurotiomycetes; Eurotiales; Aspergillaceae
Product: NmrA/HSCARG family protein
Exons: 5
Coding region: 1-1026 (341 amino acids)
Source: RefSeq, a predicted model, not a curated record
AUGACAGUUGGUAAUCAAAGAAAGGUUAUCACCGUUGUAGGUGCCACAGGUACUCAAGGCAGCUCGGUCACGCUGUCUUUGCUUCAAAACCCAGAUUUUGAGGUCCGCUGUGUCACCAGAAAUAUAUCGUCCGCUAAAGCACAAGAGCUGAAGAAUUUAGGGGCUGUGCUCGUGGAGGCGAAUGGGCUAGACGCGAGGCAAAUGACUGAAGCCUUCACCGGCAGUUGGGGCGCCUUCAUCAACACCAAUUCUGAAGAUCCGCACCUACUUGAAAUCGGUAAGACGGACGUCGAUCUCGGUGGCAAUAUCAUGCGCAGCGCCGCCGCGGCAAAGGUGCAGCAUAUCGUCUAUAGUUCUGGCCCCAGCCCAACCAAGAUCACCAAAGGCGAAUUGGCCAUCCCAGGGCUCGAUCACAAAGCGGAGGUUGAAGCCAUCGGUCGCAGCCUCGAAUCCUUCCAGACCUUCACUCCGGUCAUUGUGUCCUGGUUUUUGGAGAACUAUUUGGAUUUGAUGUACGCGGAAAUCUUCGGUGGUUUCCCACUGAAGAAAGACGACGAGGGUUUCCUCACCUACCGCAUCCCACUCUGGGGUGGGCGUGAAGACGUCCCCUGGAUCAGUGUCACCGACGAUCUCGGAGAUAUCGUGCACGGCAUCUUCCUCAACCCAACUCGCUGGAAUGGUCGUCUCGUCCAGGCGAAUGCGGACAUUGCCUCCUUUGGGGAUGUCGUACGGAAGUUCGUGAAAGUGACUGGACGCAAAGCCCGAUACAUCCCUUAUGUCAGCGCCGAUGACUUUCCUACCAACGGCGUCCAUUUCCUGGAGCAGUUACGCGACAUGUUCAAAUUUAUCCAAUACCGGGAUGGUGAGUAUUUUUGCACCGGAAUCACCGAGGUGCGGUCUGCGGCUGAGUUGAAGAAGUCUGCAUUCAAUGCCAAAGGGGGCAAGGGCCGUGAGAAUCUGAUGUCGGUGGAGGAAUGGUUUAAGGUGAAAUUUGCCCCCUCAAAUGAAAUGGGAUUGAAGGCCUAA